AUGGUUGAUAUAAACAACAGUGAUAAGAUGUAUGUACAUUUCACAAUGGUUUCUAUUGAGAAGUUAACAGAAGCUCUAACUGAAGAAGAGAGACAAGACCUUGGUCCUACGGAUAUAUUAUUCGAGGCUCUAAAUCUCCCAAACUACCCUGGGCGUGUUAGGAGUUAUGGUUUUGGGGUUUCUUCUAAGGACGUAUUACCACGCUACAGUCGCCCCACACAAAUGGACUUUCAAAAAUUGUAUGGCUUUUGCAACACACUCAAAAGUAGAUUGGAGGUGCUAGAGAGAGAGAAGCUGGAGAGAGAUAAGUUGGAUAAAGGGAAGCUAGAUAGGCAACAAACUAAAACAGUGGAAGAGAGGCAGCAACCUCAACAAGUGUUAGAGAAGUUGCAACAGUCUGAAAAAGUGGCACAAAGGCAACAACCUGAAAAAGUGGCAGAAAGGCAACAACCUGAAAAAAUAGCAGAGAGUCAACAACCCAGUGAUAAAGGUUCUUGUAACCCUGAAUCACUUGACAACAUUCUUGAGGGUAUCUUUCCUGUUAAUAUAUAUUUAUCAUCCCCGGUUCGUUGUUUGGUUGCUCGUGGCAAACUAUAUAACACCAAAGGUAACAUGGUGCACGGCAUGACGUUACCACCUGGGUAUGUUAAGGUUAAUAUUGAAGUUGCUAUUGUGCCAUAUGCUUCAUUGCCUAUAUCUGUUGAUGGUGGAGAUGUAUCUCUGGUUGGUCAUGCAAUAGGAACAAUUGUGCCAUGGCCAAUGAAACUUCUUAAAUUUGCUGCUGAAUGUGAAAAGAUUCCUGAUCAAUCCCAAAUCAAAGGUAAUAAUAUUCAACGCAAUGUUGAAUAUUCAGUUUCAUCACCUAACAAAAGCAACAAAAGGUUCAAAAUUGAAGAGUCUCCUAGAGUUGGCGGUUCAACUGGUCUUGCAAAUUUACCAUUCCUUGAUAUGUAUGUGAAAAAGAUGAUGAGGGUUGGAUCGUUAAUUGAAAUAAAAAUGGAGGAAAGUAUAUUUGGUGAAGAGUUUUUAGAGAAGCUACUUGUAGAGAGUAUAAAAAAGAUUCUUGAUCAUAAUUGGUUAAGUGCAUCUAUUAUCACUGUAUUUGCCAGGUAUUUGUAUGACAAGUUUAUUAGUCCAAAUGGAUUAAUAAAUAAGUUCUCCUUCAUUUCCCCACAUGUAUCACGGGAGAAUAAUCUAGGAAAUGCUAUAGCAAAAAUACUCUUGAAAGAUGAGGAGUUCAAGGAUAAGAUGAUUCUUGCACCUUGCAAUCUAGGGAAACAUUGGGUGUUGCUUGUCAUCAAUCCCGAUGCUGAGGUUAUAUAUUACAUGGAUCCCGCUUUGCAAAUUUAUCGUGCCAAUAGUAAUUCUAAAGUGCCUAAAGUGUCCAAGUCAAAGAAAAUUUCAUGGCAAAAAAUAAAGUGUCCCCGACAAAUUAAUAGCAUUGAUUGUGGAUAUUUUGUAAUGCGGUUUAUGAAAGAGGUCAUCAUGGAAAAUGAAAUUAUGAUCCCUGCAAAUUACUUUUCUGACCACAAAUGUCGCACCUACUCUCAUGAUAAGUUAACUGAGGUCAAGGAGGAUUGGGCUACCUAUAUGGUGGAUGAUGUUUUCGUUGGAUUAGAGUUAUCAUAUAAAUAA
Messenger RNA from Vicia villosa (hairy vetch), 1635 nucleotides. RefSeq lists its product as uncharacterized. The record is from RefSeq and is a predicted model, not a curated record. Gene Ontology annotation, molecular function: cysteine-type peptidase activity; deNEDDylase activity. Gene Ontology annotation, biological process: proteolysis. The coding region runs from base 1 to 1635 and encodes 544 amino acids. NCBI's taxonomy places the organism in Eukaryota, Viridiplantae, Streptophyta, Magnoliopsida, Fabales, Fabaceae. The transcript is spliced from 10 exons.